CAACCUCAUUUUGAUUAGUCAUUGCGGAGAGAUCGAAGAUGUAAGUGUAACUCAGACAUCAUCGGCUCUUCCUUCCACGUGCACUACUAGAGAAGAAAUAAAUCGGUCACACUAAGCAGUUAACGACCCUCAAUACUUCAAAUCCCCAGUGUGGAUCCCACAGCUUUUGACCUCCUUAGUAAAUAUUUGAUUUCUUAGUCAUCUUUCAUCCAUCAGAUUCUGUUUCUUGGAAAUAAUGCAAGGAAGUGGCAGUAGGGUACGAAUUCGCUCGAGGUGCGUGGUGCGGCGGGAGUACAAAGUGUUUUCAUAUCGUUUUUGUAGAUUGAUCCUAAGAAGGCGUUGAACAAGAUGGAGGGUCGCAUUACAGCGUUUAGCAGUAUUUGCGAUUGGGCACAGGAUUUUUCCCAACUCCAGGCGACACGACAAUCUUCUCAUAGCCCUCGUGCCUUAUCCCCCACAAGUUUUGCUUUCUGGUCUUCCAGAGAAAAAAAAAGUUCUUUUGUCGUGCCUCUGCCGCCACCAAGUGCUCGUCAGGCGACUAUGGCUGCUGCUGAAGCGGGAAAACCUCCAAGACGAGAGCUUUUUAAAGCCUUAAUCGGCCAAGAACUCGAAGAGGAAGACGGAGUCGCGCAUGCUUUUGACACUCUGACAACCGGUGGAGAGCAGCUUCAGCCAAUUCACGGAGCAAUAUUCGGACAAAGAGGAAAAAAGUCAGCAACAGGACAGGGACACCACGGAGACGGAAACAGUGCAGCCGACCGACACGAGUACGACGAGGAGGAUUUUCCUGAUGAGUUUGAUGAUGAAAAUGAUAAUCUUCUAGCUCAUCACGACCAUGGAGUUGCUAAUCCUGCACUUUUUUCGGAUGCUAUAAGUAGUGGCGCAAACGCAGCGCGGCGGCGAGUUGACGAGAUGGCAUUCGAAUCCUUCCUAGGAACGCAGAUGGAGCGUCGUGCCAAGCUUAAGGGAGAACGGGACGCGCAAAGUCUGCUGGACUCUAUGAUGGCAAACUACAAACUUGCAGUGAAAAACUUUCGCAAACGAAAAUUGCGCGAACACUUCCGAAAUGCUGCACAGUAAUAGAAGAGCAUGAUUUAAGUAGAAAGUUCUACGACUUUGUCCCUUCCACGCGCUGUUUGUAUUUUGGCGUCGAGAAUUCAUAUCUCACGUGUACAAGUGCGAUAGUAGUCGAUUCCUGCCUGAAUAUCUUUCGCGUUUUCCAUGUGUUCAGAUUUGCGAACCGGAUAACAGUUUGGUAACAGUAAAAGUUUGGUAACAGUUGGUACCGCGACAUCAUAAAAGAAAUAGGAACUACUCUCAUCUCUUGUCUAUCUGAAUUAUGCUCCAAAACAAUCCAAAUACAAGUGAGACGUUCAUCAUGAUCUCUUCAAGAAGAAUCGGUG
Messenger RNA from Amoebophrya sp. A25, 1403 nucleotides. Lineage: Eukaryota; Dinophyceae; Syndiniales; Amoebophryaceae. The record is from the annotation of a GenBank genome assembly.